UAGAGAACACGUCGAGAUAAACUUCAGCUGUUUUAAACGUAUUUUGCAUAGAUAAAAAUAGUUAAUAUUAUAAUUAAAAGUGGAUAAAGUGUUUAUAUUAAUCACCUAAAGUAUUUUGGGUGCUAAUUAUGGCUAAAUUAGUGGAUGUAUACAGAAAUGAGACUGUUCUUGGCAGAAGACAACUGCCACUAAUCAUAGAUGAAAAUCUAACGAUGGUUAUGGAUUUGAAUUCUAUGGGUCUCGUUAAUGAUAAUACAAAUAUUCGUGGACGAGAAUUAGAUGAUAUUGUUGAAAAAUUGAAACUGUUGUCACCGUAUGAAUUAAAAAGUGCUCUCAAAGUUAGCAUUCUUGAUAUUAGAAAUGUAUUAGAUCAAGCUGUACCAUGUGUUGGCUGUCGAAGAAGUGUUGAACGAUUAUUCUUUCAAAUAUUGCGAUCUGGCUUUCCAACAUUAGAUCCAAUUAUAAUAACAAAAGGUGGUAUAUUGACAAUUAGAGAAGAUAAGAUAAAAAAUCCACAAGUCCUAUGUAAUUUAUUUCAUGGACAUGCAACACGACUGAAUAAUCUCGUAGAUAGUCAACCACGUUCAAAGAAAAGUCGUCGUUGUUUACUACAUUCAUUGGAGUCGCAGCGACCUAGACCAGUAACACCAGCAUGGCGUGAUGUAUGGGAAUGUAUGCGUACACAAUGUAAAGAUGAAGUUGUAUUAAUUGAGGCAUCAAGUCUUCAUGCAACACUUGAAAAUUAUUUACGAAAGCACAGAUUUUGUGCUGAAUGCAGAACAAAAGUUUUGAAAGCGUAUACAUUAUUAGUAGAAGAACCUGAUCCCUGCAAAGAGAAAGGAUAUGUCGCAUCUCUAUAUUCAGGAAUCAAAAGAUGUAUACCAGACAAGCAUUUACAUCUUCAAACAAAGACUGAUUACAUUGCAAAUUUAAUAGUGCGUGCCGAACCAGAAAUAAUGGGCAGCCGCCGGGAACGACACGCUAAAACAUUAGAGAUUGCUCAGGAAGAAGUAUUAACAUGCCUUGGAAUUUGUAUUUAUGAACGUUUACAUCGUGUUUAUAUGCGUUUACGCGAAGAAGAAUGUACAUGUCAAGUGUUAGCUGCCGUUGCUGUUGAUUGCUUAUGCCGUAGCUUUGAAACCGCUGUUGAAGUAAAACGUGGUGUAACACGCUUAGAACAAUUGUAUGAAGAACUAACACGCGAAGAACAACUAAAAAUUCAACGGAAAGAGAAUAAAAAAUUAAAACGCAGACGUAAGAAGGAACGUAAAGCUGAGAAUGAGGAAAAAGAGAAUUGUGAGGAUUGUCAUGAGGAAAUAACUAAUUCAAAUGAAUCACUUGAUAAUGAUUAUAUUUGUGCACAUCUUUCACCAAAGAAAAUUGAGCUUAAAGUGAAAGAUUGUUUGUGUAAUAACUGUGACAAGAAACCAAAAGCGGGGGUGGGCGGUGGUGGCUAUAAUAAAAAUGAUCCAACAGUGAAAAAUAAAGAGCUAUUAAACGGAAAUUGUAAUAGAUCUGAUAAUAAAAAGAGUGGGAAACUGUGUACAUCUCGUGGUGGUGGAAUAACUGAAGUGAGGUGUAACAAUUCAACCACGAUAUUGGAUGAAAAGUGUAAUUUGAAAACAACAUCAGCGGAUAUAUCAUCGUUAUCACCAUGCCAAUCUUGUCAGUGCGAAAAUGAAGUGAGUGACAUAUGCGAAAUAGUCGCUGAGAAAGGGGAACGAACAACAUUAGAAGGUUGGUCUUCAAGCGAACAUUCACAAGACUGUGGUUACUCUUCAGAGAAUAAUAACGGAUGCUGUGAUACUGCCUCAGGCUCAAGUAUACCGAGUUCACCAGAAGGUUCAGAAGUGGCGUGCUCAGAAGGCUUUUGUAAUCAUGAAGGUGGCGAAUGUCAUAACAUAGAUCGGCCCCCUUCAUCAAUGUUAGAAUAUGAUACAGCACCACAAUCCACAGUAAUUAGCCAAAGUUCAUCAGCAUCGUCAGGAUUAAAAUUAACAUUACAACAGAUGUUAGAUUCAUGUUCAUCAGAUGAUGAGGAAGGUGAAGAACAAAGUUAUAUUCCAGCUGAAGAGGUAUUAGAGUUUAAAUCGAAAGUACGACAUCUUACUGAAAAACGACAAGAACUUCGACAAACUCUAAAAACACGAUUUGCUCAGUUAUGUUUCAAUGUCCCAAAGUCUCAGCCGCGAAUGCUACCUGUAAGAUCAGCUCGAACUGGUUCCGAAUAAUUAUCAUUCUCAAAAUAAUAUCAUUAGUGAUGCUCAAUGACCUUUUUAUAAACUUAGUUUUCGGUUUUAGUCUUUUUCUUAGUUUCAUUUUAAAAUCAUUAACUUAUUCAAAUGAUAUUAUAAUGAAAAAUUCGAUUAAAAUUAUCAUUUAGAUGCAUUUUUAGAGAAACUUUCCAACAUGAGGAUUUUAUAUAUUGUUCAGCGCAUCGAAGAAAUCAUAGAUUUCGGAAGCAACUCUUUUCAAAAGCCGCCGUGUUAAUUCUUAAUUGAACAUCCUUUUAAAUUUCUAACAAAAACAUCAAUUCACUUGGGAUGCCAUUUUACGAAUCAAUUGAACGUAAAUCGUUGUCACUGCCAUAGACUCUUCCCAUUUUAACCAAAUUCAAAAAUAUUAAACCUCAAAAUUAUUUUUCCCAACAUAUCAAAUUUGGUAAAUAAAUGUGUAGUGUACGAAAGCACUGAUUAGAAGGCCUAAUAACACCUUCACGCAUUCAUAUUUUGAAAAUUCUCAACUUUAUUUUCUUCAAAUAUUUAUAAAAAGGUCACGUUCUUUUUUUGUCUGCAUCAAAAAUAAUUAUUGGCUGAAAAAAAACAUAUAUAACCAUAGUAAGACAUAACCAAUCAAUUACACGUUUCAUUUAUAAAUAUGCCCCUUAUAAAAACCAAAAUUAGAAUUUUGAGAUAUCAUUUUUUUUAAAUACAGUGUCGUCAAAGAGGAGUUAUAUCGAUUGGGCGCUCGUAUGUGUGUGCAUAUUAAAAAUCGGUAUAUUUUUGACUCUUGUGUAGUUUUUUUCUUCUUUUUAUUGAAUUUAUUGUUGCAUUCCAUUUGGGGUUUUUAUUGUUAAUAUAAUAAAAUAGAUAAUUGUUUUGUAUAUGAAUCACUUUGUUGCAGCGCCAAACUGAAUUUUAUUAUUAUUAUUCUAUUUUGAAAAAUGGAUAAUGAAUACAGCAACUUUAAA
Messenger RNA from Chrysoperla carnea, 3190 nucleotides. RefSeq names its product gametogenetin-binding protein 2-like. Gene Ontology annotation, cellular component: nucleus; cytoplasm. The transcript is spliced from 4 exons. Bases 129 to 2231 code for a protein of 700 amino acids. The record is from RefSeq and is a predicted model, not a curated record. Lineage: Eukaryota; Metazoa; Arthropoda; Insecta; Neuroptera; Chrysopidae.